AUGGUUAAGGAACUCUCGAAGAUCUCUGAUGGGCGUCAUCACGUUCACCUUAUUCUCCCAUUCGAAAUCACUCCACAUCUGUCGGAACUCUAUGUCGGUAAUGUUGCCCGCAAGUUGAAUGACCUUUCCGAGUUUAGAGCUCGAGAAAUCGAACUUUGUGUCUUUUGGAGCAGUUCCGAGUGCUUGAGAGAGCGACGAGUCAUACAAGUUCUCUCCUUGUUGGUUGUUCUUGGCAAGGAGCUGAGUGAAGUUGAUGGUCUUGUCAAUCUCGACAAAGUCUUUGGAGCGGGCAGAUCCCGAUGUGGUCAACUUGUCAGCGGCAUCGAGGCGGCUGAUGGAUUUAGCGCCGAGCAUGAGCUCAAGACUCUUCUUGCAAGCAUCUCCAUAUUGUUCAUCAAGUCCUGGAAUUCCUUGAGCAAUGAUCUUAAUAACAGCUCCCAUUCUAAAAAUUGCACUUUUUACAAUGAGUCCAAAUCAAUCGAGAGCAAGAUUAAGCGUCUUCUUACGAACUUCAAGUCCUGGAGAAGUGAGAACACGAAGAAUAUCCAUCACGAGUCCUUGAAGAACUUUCUCAUUGCUGGAGGUAUUGCGAAGUUGAACCAGUCGAUCCAGAACAAUCAACUUCACAUUGUUAUCGCUCUCUUUCACAAUAAGAUCGAUGUAAGCAGAUGCAGCGGCUUUGACUGCAGCUGGAGCGUUGGUGAGAGUGACGAGAGUUCCAGCAGCUUCGUAUCUAGAAUCAAAUAUUUGAAGAUUGUAAACGCAUCUGAUGAAGCGAGCGCACUCAUUCGGAUUAUUGUGACACACUUUGUAAAUCAGCUCAACGAUAACCAAUUGCAAUAUGUCUCCGAACGAUCCAACUUGAUCGAUGCAUCCGGACAAGUAGUCGAGAGCACGAGCUUGAUCAACAUGAAGAAGCAUCAUGAAAGCGUUACGCUUGCAGGAAGCAUCCUGUUCUGUCUCAAGAUAUUCGGUGACGAGCUCAGGUGCAUCCGGAAUCAAGAAUUCGAAGUUCUCUGGAAAAUGAACAAUUUACUUAUGUCGUCGAAAUAUGACGAUGAUCGAGAACAAAAGCGUAGAACAGUGAAAGAUGGUGAAUGGGCAUGUGUUGAUGCGAAAUGUGCGAAAAUCAAUGAAGAAACACGACAGUUUUGUGAUGAUUGUGGCAAAGCCAAACCCCGCGCCAAAAGCAAAAUUGGCAAAGAGUUGGGAAAAGAAAUGGCAGAAAAAUCGAAAGGAUUGUUUGCUGCUGAAGAUUGGGUUUGCUCCAAAUGCGGAAACGUUAAUUGGGCGCGCAGAAAAACGUGCAACGUUUGUAAUGCACCAAAACUAGCAGAUUUAGAGCGGAGAACUGGAUAUGGUGGUGGAUACAUGGAUCGUGAGGAUGUAGAAUAUAUAAAGAGAGAUUAUGAUGAGGAAUUCGACGAGUUUGGAAGGAAGAAAAAGAAGAAGGGUGAGGCGGAAACAUCUCUAGAACGAGAAGAUGGCGAAGAAUCGAGCGAUGAGUUGGAAGAGAAGGUAUCCGCCGAACAGAGGAAAGAAGACAUGGAAGACGAGGAAGAUGAAGAAGAGGAAGACGGAGAAGAUCUUGCCAAGUACGACUUCAAUUUCGAUUCAGACCCUGAGCUCAUUCAAAAAGUUGAAGAAUUGAAGACCGUUGUUUCCAGCAUAGCAAAUGGGCCUUCACAGUGUGAUGAGAGCGAUUGCUCCUGUUCGUGUUCUGGUGGAGAAUGUUCAUGCCCAGAUAGUGAAGAUGAGAAAGAGAAGGAAAGAGAGCGUCGAAAAGUCCACAAGUCGUCGAGAGAACGCGAUCGUGAAAGCUACCGAAAGAGAAGCUCAUCGAGAGAUCGUGAUAGGAAGAGAGGGAAAAGAAGCAGGAGUAGAAGCAGAGAUCGUCAUCGAGAUGAUCGUCGAGACAGAAAGCGAUCACGAUCCCGUUCAAGGGAUCGUCGUCGGAGUCGUUCUCCUCGUGGUGAAAGACGGCGUGACGAUGAGAGACGCAGAGAAAAGGAUAGAAGACGAAGCAGAUCCAGAGAAAGAUCCCGAAGAUAA
Caenorhabditis remanei is the source of this 2052-nucleotide messenger RNA. RefSeq lists its product as uncharacterized. The record is from RefSeq and is a predicted model, not a curated record. NCBI's taxonomy places the organism in Eukaryota, Metazoa, Nematoda, Chromadorea, Rhabditida, Rhabditidae. The coding region runs from base 1 to 2052 and encodes 683 amino acids. Gene Ontology annotation, molecular function: RNA binding; lipopolysaccharide binding. The transcript is spliced from 10 exons.